GGCAUCCGUUUCGUGACGUAGUAAAUAAACAAGAUGGCUACUUCCAUUAGCAAAGGUGCUGCGCUCACCAAAGCUGAUUACUUAAAACGAUAUUUAUCAAACGACGACGAUGGCAAGAAGUCGAAAGAAAAGAAGAUUAAGAAGAAACGACCGAAACCUACAGGGACAGGUAUGAAAAUUGUGGAUGAUGACAUUGACUGGAGGCAGCUGGCUGCUCUGAACGAAGAGGAAAACAAAGAGGAAGAUGAGGAGGAAGCGCCUGUGAUCGCAGAAGUGAUAGAUGAACGGCCAGAAGAUGUUAAGCAACUUGAGGCAUUCCAAACUAGCAAGUGGAAACUGAUGGGUGCAACAGAGAGUGAGCUCCAAGAAGCUCAGGACUCAGAACUAGAUGGAAGCUCAAAUGCUGACAGAGAUCACAAAAUACGACAUGACUCUCCAGAGAGCUCUCCUGUACAGAGGUCGAAGCAUGAUUCACCUGACCUCUCACCCAAGAGGCUUCGACAUGACUCCCCGGAUCUCUCCUCUCAAAGAAAAGGUCGCCAUGAUUCGCCGGAUCUCUUACCGAACUACAAAAACAGACGACACGACUCCAGAUCGCCUUCCCCUCCGAGAAAGGGCAACAAGGGCUCACCCUCCAGAAUUCAAAGGCAACACAAUAAAGAGUCCCCGCAUAGAAAAAAGACAAAAGGUGCUUCAGCGGGUGACCUUUCACCUCCCAGAAGACGAGCCCGAACAGGAAAAGACUCCGACUCGGACCAGUCCCCUCCACGCAGACGUCCUCAGGGGCGACAGGGGGCAGACUCUGAUUUAUCUCCACCCAGAAAGAGAGGCCAGAAGGGUAGAGGUUCAGAUUCAGAUCUCUCUCCCCCCAGAAAGAAGCCACAGGGAGGCCGUGGAUCUGACUCCGACUUGUCUCCACCACGAAGGACACGCUUACCUGAUGGACAGGGUCCUCGAAUGUUGUCUGGUGGAGCUGCUGGGUUGGUCUCUGUAGACGUCCUUAGGAAAGAGCAAGAAGAUAUUCGCAGACGGGAAAAGCGCAACAAGCCUCUUGAAGAGGAAUCCAGAAAUGCAGAGACGAUUUUUCGAGAUAAAUCCGGUAGGAAACGUGACCUGGAGUCGGAGAGAGACGAACUUCGCAGAAAAGCUGGAGAGAAGGCGGAGAAGGAUGAGAAUUAUGCUCAGUGGGGAAGAGGGGUUGCACAGGGUGAAAUGCAGCAGCAGAAUUUGGAAGAUGCCUUACGGGAGGUUCAGAAGCCCUUAGCGCGACACAUUGACGAUGAAGACCUGGAUCGCAUGCUGAGGGAGAAGGAAAGGGAGGGAGACCCCAUGGCUGCCAUGCUUCGUAAGAAGAAAGAGAAAACUGCACAAUCAAAAGGGAUAAAAGAAAAACCUACUUACAAAGGCCCGCUCCCUCCUCCAAAUCGCUUUAACCUUAUGCCCGGGUAUCGCUGGGAUGGAGUGGACAGGUCCAACGGGUUCGAGCAAAAGCGCUACUCCAGGAUAGCUGAUAAGAAAGCUGUGGACGAGAUGGCAUACAAGUGGAGCGUGGAGGACAUGUGAAAAUCUACAACUUUGAGAGAUUCUUGAUGUACAAACUGUUCAAUGGUGACAUAAUGACAUCAGUAAAGUUCCCACUACACCUGAAUUCAAUGCAGAGUGAAGCUUCUUUUGAUGAAUCGGGAUGUUUGAUCAUAUAAAAAGAUUGUUUGCAAUGAUCGGUUGUGUUGUUUAUAAGAAACAUGUUUACUUAUUAAAUGUUACUUUUUUAUACAAA
Messenger RNA from Triplophysa dalaica, 1777 nucleotides. It is a transcript of the gene bud13, whose product is annotated as BUD13 homolog. Lineage: Eukaryota; Metazoa; Chordata; Actinopteri; Cypriniformes; Nemacheilidae. The record is from RefSeq and is a predicted model, not a curated record. Gene Ontology annotation, cellular component: RES complex; U2-type spliceosomal complex. The transcript is spliced from 11 exons. Gene Ontology annotation, biological process: mRNA splicing, via spliceosome. The coding region runs from base 34 to 1563 and encodes 509 amino acids. Gene Ontology annotation, molecular function: RNA binding.